Molecule: messenger RNA, 4884 nt
Organism: Cololabis saira (Pacific saury)
Lineage: Eukaryota; Metazoa; Chordata; Actinopteri; Beloniformes; Belonidae
Gene: fhip2a
Product: FHF complex subunit HOOK interacting protein 2
Exons: 18
Coding region: 115-2463 (782 amino acids)
Source: RefSeq, a predicted model, not a curated record
CACUCUGUAACCGAGGCUCUCCAUCCUCACCAACAUUAAAGGAGGGUCUUUUUUCCAUCUGUAUAUUGUCAUCAUGAAGGCUUCUGCGGCAAAAGAUACUCACCUCUAGCAGACAUGCCUGGGUCGCUGUGUGAAACCUCCACCCUGGAGCGAGGCGGGAACAGCAGGAAGAAGAAGAUAGAGGACUUCUCCAGAUCUUCCCGGGAGAAACUCGUCCAGUCCAAGAACAAAAUGUUCUCCAAAUUCACCUCCAUCCUCCAGCACGCGGUGGAAGCGCUUGCCCCAUCGCUGCCUUUGCAGGAGGACUUUGUCUAUCACUGGAAGGCCAUUACACAUUAUUACAUUGAGACCUCUGAUGACAAAGCCCCAGUCACCGACACCAACAUCCCAUCCCACCUGGAACAGAUGCUGGACAUCCUGACACAGGAGGAAGCAGAAAGGGAGUCUGGUGAGACGGGACCCUGCAUGGAGUAUCUCCUACACCACAAAAUCCUGGAGACCCUCUACACUUUGGGCAAGGCAGAUUGUCCUCCAGGGAUGAAGCAGCAAGUGCUUACCUUCUACACGAAGCUACUAGCGCACAUUCGUCAGCCCCUUCUUCCGCACAUCAAUGUCCACAGACCUGUGCAGAAAUUGAUCCGUCUGUGUGGAGAGGUGCUUGCUGCGCCUACGGAAAACGAGGAGAUCCAGUUCCUUUGUACAGUCUGUGCCAAACUAAAGCAAGACCCAUACCUGGUCAACUUCUUCCUUGAGAACAAGUCAAAAAGACCAGAGACCAAAAGUCCUGCGGCGACGGAGGGAGUAAAGGAGAGCGGGCUGGCUCCAGACACCGGCCAGUCUCUGACGGAGGAGCGUGCAGACGACCGGGGAGAGUCACAAGCUGCAGCUGCCGCCUCCACUUCCAGUCCAACCAGUAACAACAACAACACCAACAACUACAACUUGGUCACCUCCCUGCUCAACCUCACAAAGAGCCCUGAUGGCAGGAUAGUGGUGAAGGCGUGCGAGGGCCUGAUGCUGCUGGUCAGCUUACCAGAGCCCGCCGCUGCCAAGUGCUUAACGGAAAACACCAAGCUCUGUGAGCUUCUCACUGACAGACUGGUCUCCUUUUACAAAGCCCUGCCGCAGUCCAUGGACCCCCUGGACAUCGAGACAGUCGAGUCGGUCAACUGGGGUUUAGAUGUUUAUAACCUGAAGGAAGACGCCGCUGUCUUCACAGGGAAGCGAGCUCUCAUCUCCUUCCUGUCAUGGUUGGAUUACUGCGAUCAGCUCAUCAAGGAGGCUCAGAAGUCAGCAGCUGUAGUAAUGGCCAAAGCUGUGCGGGAAAGAUUCUUUGUGUCUGUGAUGGAGCCACAGCUAAUGCAAACGUCGGAGGUGGGAAUCCUGACCUCCACGGCCCUGUUGAACAGGAUCAUACGGCAGGUGACGUCGGAGGCUCUGCUACAGGAGAUGGUUUACUUCCUUCUGGGAGAAGACAAGGAGCCCGAGACUCCAGCCGACAUCGCUAGGAAUCCCCUCAGACACAGACUCAUCGAGCACUGUGAUCACCUGUCAGACGAGAUCAGCAUCAUGACCCUGCGCUUGUUCGAACAAAUCAUCCAGAAGCCCAACCAGCACAUCCUGCACAGCUUGGUGCUGCGCGGCCUGGAGGAGAGGAACUACCUGGAGAACAAACCGCAGGAGGAGCGGGAGCCUCUGGAGAACGGGCAACCCCACGACGCCGUAGACCUGGAGGAGGAUCCUCUGUUUGGAGACGACAUGUCGCCAGACAGCAGGCUGUCCGGCUCCGACUGGCUCACCGCCUCUCCGCCACAGAGUCCCGACCACAACAAGUCCGAUGGGAAGACGGAGGUCCACAAGAUCGUUAACAGUUUCCUGUGUCUGGUGCCCGAUGAGGCCAAGUCCUCGUAUCACGUUGAAGGCACCGGCUACGACACCUACCUCAGAGAUGCUCACAGACAGUUCAGGGACUACUGCGGGAUCUGCCAGCGGUGGGACUGGAGGGGAACUCCCAAGCCCUUUGAGAAGUGUAACCUGGAGCUCCCGUUCUUCGAGGGUCACUUCCUUAAGGUUCUCUUUGACAGGAUGGGUCGUAUCCUGGACCAGCCGUACGACGUGAACCUGCAGGUGACGGCCGUUCUGUCCAAGCUGUCUUUGCUACCGCACCCUCACCUGCACGAGUACCUGCUGGACCCGUACGUCAACCUGGCCCCCGGCUGCCGGUCUCUGUUCUCCGUCAUCGUCAGGGUGGUGGGAGAUCUCAUGUUGAGGAUUCACCGCAUCCCAGACUUCACCCCCAAACUGCUGCUGGUGAGGAAGAGAUUAUUAGGCAUGGAGCCAGAGGGCAUCAACAUCGACCACAUGACUCUGCUGGAGGGGGUGAUCGUCCUGGAGGAGUUCUGCAAAGAGCUGGCAGCCAUCGCCUUCGUCAAGUAUCAUGCAGCCGCCUCGUCCUCGCCGUAAUCUCCCCCCCGUUCUUCUGUCUGCUCCGUCCCCACAGACGGGUCAGGAGACGCUGGGCCUCGGGGUCGUUGUCGUCGUCGUUCCGGUGACACAGGGUCGGCAAAAUCUCACCACUCAAUGGUCUCUGCUACAAGACUGUUACAGCCCUCACAGACGGGUCUGAUCCCUGCCGGUUCUGACCUCUCAGGCUUCACCAGAAACAGUUUGGUGUUGUUUCUGAGCAGGUCAGAGCUCAGACACUGCCCAGCCAGAGGAGGAUUGAGGUCGAGGUGCAGAGAGAUGUUCACUGGACUCUUUUCACUGUCAACAACUUCUCUCACUGCCCCCCCUUCCAUCUGUUUCUGCUUCACCAGCCUGAAGACGAUGGCCCAGUACCUACGAUAUCAAAGAGAAAGUAUGUUUGUGUAAUUUAUUUUCUAUCCCAUUUCCACCAGUUUGUAAAUGUCAUGGCCUUCGUGUGGGACUGCACCUUUCAGUUGCAGCGAGCUGUUUCCUUCUGAAACAUUUUUACCGUAACCCAUCUCAUAUUGUCUGUUUUGAAGACAAGAGGCUGUCGAGGAAAGGAAAGCCCCCCCUUCACGUACCUGUAGUUACAGAAUAGGUGUAGUAUUUAAGAUACUACAUUGAUUUUAAAUGCCAAGUCAUCUUAUUUAUUUGUUUGCUUUCACGUUGCCUUUUUAACCGAUGUAAAGAGUCUAAACAGUCAGUUUAAUGACUGGCUACACAAAUGCUGUUUGUUUUAAUUUGCUUCUCUCGUGUUUCUCUUCGGUUUGUCUUUAAGUGCUUGUUCGCUCAACAUCGCCCAAAGAUGUCACCAUCCAUGGUAUUUUUUGUUGAAAGAAAAUGGUGAAUUUGCACAUGAACUUCAUUGCAUUGCACUUGUUACAUCAUCCAUUCAUAAGUAAAUGUGAUGCCAUUUGUAGAAAGAGACAUAUAUUUGUGAUUCCACUUUAGUUCUUACUCUAUAAUGUCCGUCUCACACAUCAGUGUUUUCAGUAAUUUAUUGGCUUUUUGCAGAAAAACAAACGUCUGGAUUUAAUUACCAGUGUCUUUGAGACUUUGUCACUCGUUUUAGCCUGCGCUGUAGUUAGCGCAGUUGUUCCAUCCUCAUUUUUGUCUUUUUUACACAGAAUAUCUGCAAAGUUAAGAGGAACAAAUUCUGCAGAUAUUUAUCUUGAAAGCCUGGAAGAGAUCCAGCUUCAAAGAUUAGAAAUCAUUUGAAUUGGAGUUAAUCGAGAGCUCUGAGCUUCUUUUAUACGUCGUCAUGACUCCCGGUGAGGUAUUGCAUUUACUUGCAGUAUUACUUUUUUCCAUCCAAACCCUCAAUGACGGUGAAAUGUACUUUAGUGUGGUGCAUUGUAGGAAUAAGUGGUGUGUUGCCUUGAUAUCUGGACGGCAUCUGUCUCUUUAAAUGCGUCACCUCCCAGGUGAUUAUCACGAUGCUACUUUAAUAUAUCUUGUGUGACGUUGCGAGUUUGAAUGUUUUGGUUUUGUUUCAAGGUGUGUGUGUAUGGUCCGUUUAGGAGAACGGACGAGUCGUUCAUUGGAGCUGUGGGUUUCCGGUCCCACCUCAAACCACCUCUUUAGCACCUACGCUACAUUAUGCAAUUGCUUGCAAAGACUCAGAUUUGCACAUUAUCUUCACUUUUUUUUUUUUCUUUUUGUAAUACAAGUUAAUUUUUUUUUCCUAAAUGUUUGUCAUGAACCAAAAGAAAAGAAAAAUUCUUGGGUCUCCCAGGUGCAACGUUUCUAUUGUAACAGGAAGCUUUUUCUUUUGUCAUGCACAUUUUUUUAAAUCAGCUGUCUUUCCAAGUUGUUCUGUACAGUUGGAUAUUGUAUGUGUGCGAUAGCAAUAGAGAUAUACUACCUGGUGUAAAAUGCAUGCUCAAACAUGAUUUUCUUUGUUAAAAGAAAGGAAAAAGGAAAAAAAAAAAACAGCAGUCCAGCCAGUGAUUUGUGAGCUGUCAGCAGUGACGGGGAGAGACGAUGCCUUAUCCAACACCGAGUCUCCCAGACUCCACGUGUGAGGAGCAUCACUGGUUGAUUUCUUUAUAUGCUUCUCUUAUGUUAUGCUUUUUUUCUUUUUCUUUUGUAAAGAUGUACAGAACCUGUUAUGGUCAAAUGUGAUGCCAACUGAGUUCAUUCUUAGACCAAUCACUGUAUCAAUGCUCAUUUUUAAAAAAUCAUCUCCAUUUCUUUCUUUUCUCACGGCCAGUUUGUGCAUUUGUGCAAUACAUAUCUGAAACAUUACGGUAAGUUGCAUGCCCACUCCUGCCUCCUUCAGAAAUAAUCAAAAUGGAUCACUGCAGAGGCAUUAGUUCAUUUAUUCCUCAUCACUGCUGUUGUACACGUUUAUUAGAUUCAUUCAAGACUAAAUGGUUUUAACAUUCUCCGUCCCAAUAAAAAAAAGAGAAAAGAAAA